UUAGCAACUGUAAUUAGUGAUAAACACUCUAGAAUCUGAUUUUUACAAACAUGUUGCGUUUUAUAAUAAUUUGUCUUUUAGUAUGUACUGUAUUAGGGACGACAGAAAAGAAAGUGGUGAUUUUAGACGAAGGCGGUGUGGAGGGAGAGAAAUAUUGGAACGGUGAUUUUUAUGAGUUCUAUGGAGUGCCGUAUGCAAGUGUACCGGAGGGGAAAGAUCGAUUCCAGGCUCCUUUACCAUCUGAACCAUGGGGCGGAGUAAUACCCGCAAAAGUUAGAAGCACAAGAUGCUUCCAAACAUACCUUACUGGCGGAGAUGAAGAGCCUAUCAUCGACGGUGAAGAGCAAUGUCUAGUUAUGAAUCUUUUGGUACCUAAAAUUGCCACGGACGAUAACUUGGUACCAGUAAUAGUUUAUAUCCACAGCGGAGCAUUUUCGGGCGGAAAUGGAAACAUGGCGCAAUUUCAUUACCUUGCAAGGCAGGAUGUUCUCGUCAUCAGUUUUAACUUCAGAUUAGGUGUACUAGGAUUCGCUUGCCUUGGCAACAAAGAAGUACCUGGUAAUGCUGGUUUGAAAGAUACAGUAGCUGCAUUGCGGUGGAUCAAUAAAAACAUCGCCAAGUUUGGCGGGGAUCCCAAGAAAGUGACUAUUGCAGGAUUUAGUGUUGGAGCGGCGAUGGCAGAACUCGUAGCUCUAUCUGAUACUACUGAUGGAUUAAUCGAUAAACUAAUACUUGAAAGUGGAUCUGCGCUAUCGCCUUUUGCUAUCAACAGAGAUCCAGUUAGCACAGCGAGAAACAUGGCGAUUGCAGUUGGUUAUAAAGAUACAGGCAGUCUAAGAGAUUUAACUGAAUUUUAUUUGGAAACACCGAUCAAGAAUUUAACUGCAACUGGUCAUAAUUUUUUCUUACCCAAUAGCACGUUUGGGUUUUCACCUUGCAUUGAAAAUGUUCACGAUGGUGUUGAAGCGUUCCUAACUGAAUCUCCAUUAGAUAUUAUGAAGAAAGGUAAAAAUAAACAACUGGCCGUCUUGACUGGAUUCGCUAAUAUGGAAGGACUGAGCAGGUCUAUUAAAUUUGACGAGUGGAGUGAGAAAAUGAACGAAAAACUCGAUGACUUUUUACCCGCUGACUUAGUAUUUAACGAUAAUAAGCUAAAAGAGAGUUUUAUCAAGGAAAUAAAAGAUAAAUAUUUCAAAGGAGAAGAAGUAUCCCAUGAUACAUUACAAGGAUAUGUUGAUUACUUUUCUGAUUCGAUGUUUAAGUAUUCAAUCUUGAAAUCAGCUAAAUUACACGCAGAAAGGACUGAGAGGCCACUGUUUUUAUAUGAAUUUUCAUACGUUGGCGAUUUGAAUGCUAAGCACUUUUUCUGGGACAAAAUAACAGGAGCUAGUCACAGAGAUCAGACGGCGUACAUUUUGGAUUUCUACGGUUUUACGAAUAAGGACAGUGACCUCACCACGAGAGACCGGUUGACUAUGAUGUGGGCUGAUUUCGUCAAAUAUGAGGACCCAACAGCUUAUGAAAGUCAAUUGAUUGAAAUCAAAUGGAAAACAUACACAAAUGACGAUCGUAACUAUUUGAAAAUUGAUAACGACCUGGUUAUGGACAAAAACCUGUUUGAAGAUGGAUUCAAUUUCUGGAGCAAGGUUUAUGACAAACAUUAUUGGAAUCCUAAAGCACCGAAAAUAGUUAUCGAAGAACCGAAGCCUUCGAAGAAAACUGAAGAUGAAAUAAAGGAUGAUACGACUAAACCGGAUAGCGACAAUGUUGCAGAACAAAAGAUAUACAAAACUCUUUUAAGGGAACCUGUCAAAUAUGAACCGAAAGUUUCAAAUAACGAACAAGAAUCAAGUCUACCAAAAGACGAUUAUGUGUCAAAUACUGAAGAACCCGUGUUAGAAAAGAAGAAUUCUAAAACAGAACUUUAAA
Molecule: messenger RNA, 1929 nt
Organism: Cydia fagiglandana
Lineage: Eukaryota; Metazoa; Arthropoda; Insecta; Lepidoptera; Tortricidae
Product: esterase E4-like
Exons: 3
Coding region: 51-1928 (625 amino acids)
Molecular function (GO): serine hydrolase activity
Source: RefSeq, a predicted model, not a curated record